Molecule: messenger RNA, 2809 nt
Organism: Callithrix jacchus (white-tufted-ear marmoset)
Lineage: Eukaryota; Metazoa; Chordata; Mammalia; Primates; Cebidae
Gene: TSPEAR
Product: thrombospondin type laminin G domain and EAR repeats
Biological process (GO): signal transduction
Source: RefSeq, a predicted model, not a curated record
AAAAGCCCUCCGAGGUAGCCCAGCCCCUCCUGGGGACGGCUGCUGCUGCCAGGGGACCCAGAAGAGCCCCAGACCUGCCGCCUAGACUCCCAGCAGAGCCUGGGACCUGCCUCCAGGACCAGUCCCCCACCAGAAGAGCCCAGGACCUGCCACCUGGAUCCCCCAAAUCCCGCAGAGCACAGGACCUACCUCUGAGAUCCCCGCCCCCCAGCAGAGCCCAGACCUGCCUCUAGGACCCUCCAGCAGUGUGGGGACCUGCUGCCCGGACCCCAGCCUGAGUGCCCCACCCUGCCCACUCCCGGCCUGCCACAGUCACCUGUGCCCCUGGUCCUAAAAGGCGGUGAGCCCGGGGGACCUGCACCUGAGGGAAGCGGGUCUUCUGUUUCUCUGGCUUGUUCUCAGCUCUCCGCAGCACCGUCUAUUUCUGUCUUUCCUUCUGGAAAGUGUGCUUUGCCAGUGACUAAUUGCAGGCUGUGCCGAGAUUGUUAUCACCUGUCACCUGCACGCAGGACCCAAGCCCAUCGGGGAAAUUAAGAGAUAAACCUGCGGCUGCAGCCCGACCUGGCAGGCCACCUGCCUCCCGCAGGCAGCAACCAGAAGCUUCCCCACCAAGACUGCCAGGGCCACCUCUGGCCCCGCUGGGGGCCACUGGCAUGUGGCCGUCGAAGUGACCCCCGGGGGCCCCACGGCCACCCCUGGAAAGACUGACGCAGGCGUUUGAGGAGCAGCCGCCUCCCUGCAGGCUGAGCGGAGCCCUGGAUGGAGCUUGGCACCCAAGCCCCUCAUGUCUGCCCUGUGGAGGCUGUGUUUUGUGCUGCCCCUGGCAGUCCCCUGCCACAACGCGCAGCGCUGGGAGCCCUGCACAGACCUGCGGCCCCUGGACGUCCUGGAGGAGGUGGUCCCUUCCGAUGGCGCCACGAGCGGGAUCAGGGUCGUUCAGGUUCACGGUGCGCGGGGACUCCAGCUCUCCGCAGCCGCCCCCCACACCAUGAGCUUCCCUGCAGCCAGGAUUUUCUCCCGGUGUGACCUCUUCCCUGAAGAAUUUUCCAUCGUCGUAACUUUGAGAGUUCCCAGUCUUCCAGCCAAGAGGAACGAGUACCUGCUGACCGUGGUGGCCGAGGAGAGCGACCUGCUGUUGCUCGGCCUGCGCUUCUCGCCCUCCCAGCUGCACUUCCUGUUCCUCAGCGAGGACGUGGCCGGUGCCUGGCAGACCCGCGUGUCCUUCCGAAGCCCGGCCCUGGGGGACAGCCGCUGGCACACGCUGAUCCUCGCUGUGACCGCAGGCGUCUUCUCCCUCACCACGGACUGCGGCCUCCCGCUGGACAUAAUGGCCGAUGUGCCCUUCCCAGCCACCCUGUCAGUGAGAGGAGCUCGGUUCUUCAUCGGCAGCCGGAGGAGAGCCAAAGGCCUAUUCACGGGCCUGGUGAGGCAGCUGGUCCUGCUGCCAGGCUCAGACGCCACCCCAAGGCUGUGUCCCAGCAGGAACGCCCCACUGGCCGUGCUGUCCAUCCCACGGGUCCUGCAGGCUCUCACGGGGAAGCCGGAAGAUAACGAGGUGCUAAAAUAUCCCUAUGAAACCAACAUUCGAGUGACGCUGGGACCCCGGCCACCGUGUACCAAAGUGGAAGACGCCCAGUUCUGGUUUGAUGCUGGACGGAAGGGGCUGUACCUGUGUGUCGGCAACCAGUGGGUGUCUGUGACAGCAGCCAAAGAAAGGCUGGACUAUGUGGAGGAGCAUCAGAAGCUGCUCACCAGCUCCGAGACCCUGGGCAUCGAGGUCUUCCGCAUUCCCCAGGCGGGGCUCUUCGUGGCCACAGCCAAUCGCAAAGCCACGUCCGCCGUGUACAAGUGGACCGAAGGGAAGUUCGUCUCGUACCAGAGCAUCCCCACGCACCAAGCACAGGCCUGGAGGCAUUUCACCAUCGGGAAAAAGAUCUUCCUGGCAGUGGCUAAUUUUGAACCCGAUGAAAAGGGUCAGGAGUUCUCUGUCAUUUACAAAUGGAGCCACAGAAAGCUGAAGUUCACCCCGUACCAGAGCAUUGCCACACACAGUGCCCGAGACUGGGAGGCCUUCGAGGUGGAUGGGGAGCACUUCCUGGCAGUGGCCAACCACCGGGAAGGCGACAACCACAACAUUGACAGCGUCAUCUACAAGUGGAACCCGGCAACCCGGCUCUUUGAGGCCAACCAGACCAUCGCCACCUCUGGUGCCUACGACUGGGAGUUCUUCAGCGUGGGGCCCUACUCGUUCCUGGUGGUGGCCAACACCUUCAACGGUACCUCCACCAAAGUGCACUCGCACCUCUACAUCCGGCUCCUGGGCUCCUUCCAGCUCUUCCAGUCCUUCCCGACGUUUGGUGCUGCGGACUGGGAGGUCUUCCACAUUGGGGAGAGGAUCUUCCUCGCCGUGGCAAAUAGUCACAGCUACGAUGUGGAGAUGCAAGUCCAGAAUGAUUCCUACAUCAUCAACUCUGUCAUCUACGAGCUGAAUGUGACCGCACAGGCCUUUGUCAAGUUCCAGGACAUUCUCACCUGCAGUGCUCUGGACUGGGAGUUUUUCUCGGUGGGAGAAGAUUCCUUCCUGGUGGUCGCUAACUCCUUCGAUGGGCGCACCUUCUCAGUGAACAGUAUUAUUUACAGGUGGCAGGGCUACGAGGGCUUCGUGGCAGUGCACAGCCUCCCCACCGUGGGCUGCAGGGACUGGGAGGCCUUCAACACCACGGCCGGCGCCUACCUCAUCUACUCCAGCGCCAAGGAGCCCCUCUCCAGGGUCCUGCGGCUGAGGACACGCUGAGGCCGCUGCCAUCCA